ACAGACAAGCCGAUAGUGUUAAUCAUCAAUGACCUUAUAGCAUAUAUAAGAGGAUACCUACUUCGGUGUUUGUUCACAGUAUCCAAAAUGAAGACAUUAAUCUACUUCUGUGUGUGUGCGAUCUCCCUGGCAUGUGCGGCAUCUGCUGACAUGGAGGAGAAAAUUUUCCAAGCUUACCAGAAGGAGAUGGAGCCGUACAAGGAGAAAUGUCAAAAGGAGACAGGCGCCGAUCCUUUAUACAUUGAAGUAAUUAUGAAAACGGGAGUUGUUUCGAAAGACCCAAAGGUGAUGUGCUUUGCAAAAUGCAUGUUCAUGAACGUGGAGGUUAUGGAUAAGGAUGGGAAAUUUAAAAAGGAGGUGAUUGUGAAGAAAGGUGUUGCCAUAACGGAUGAGAUGGCCGAGUCGUGCAUGAAAAGCAGUGAAUCCGAACCAGAACUUUGUAAGAGAUCGCACGAUUUUGCAAUUUGUAUUGCUCAAAAGCUAGCGAAGCUAUAAUUCAAUCGUGCUCGCAUGAAACACUCUCCUCGCGUUUAUUGUUAAAUACUAUACGAUACCUCGUUCAUAAGUUUACAAUACAUACCUAACAUGUUUUUCAAAACAUUAAUACCUAUUUGAUCCUUGGAAAAUACAUAAUUCUCAGAUUAAA
Molecule: messenger RNA, 646 nt
Organism: Photinus pyralis (common eastern firefly)
Lineage: Eukaryota; Metazoa; Arthropoda; Insecta; Coleoptera; Lampyridae
Exons: 2
Coding region: 88-495 (135 amino acids)
Biological process (GO): sensory perception of smell
Molecular function (GO): odorant binding
Source: RefSeq, a predicted model, not a curated record